Molecule: messenger RNA, 3536 nt
Organism: Paralichthys olivaceus (Japanese flounder)
Lineage: Eukaryota; Metazoa; Chordata; Actinopteri; Pleuronectiformes; Paralichthyidae
Source: RefSeq, a predicted model, not a curated record
GUCCGGCGGCUCCGAGCCUCUGGACUCACAGAGCUCUGACUCGGUGCAGGUCGAUGACCGUCUGCUCCGUAAAUCGCCCGUCUUCCUGUCCAAUGACUGCAAAGCGUUGGUUCAAAUCCCGCGGCUGAGUCAGGACCUGCUGGAAACCUGCAGAAGCUCAGGGUUUGUAUUGUGCUCUCAGGACACUUCCUCCCCUCAGACGUCUCUGCCCGCUGAAACCAAGAGCCCGACGUUUCCCAGAAGCCCCGGCAACCUCAUGUCUUGUCCGAAGAGUCCUGUCUUCUCAGAGACGCUGCAGGGAGAUGAUGACGAAACGCAGCUUACGCAGGGUCUUGAGUAUUUAAAAAGUCCUGUGUUUGGCAGGAACACUGAACGUGAGACGACUCCAAGUGCCUGCGAACCUCUCGUCAGUGUCUGUGAAAACUCAGGGUUGGAGUUCUCCUCUCAGGAGACUUUUACCUCCUCUGUGAGGACCACUUCCCGUCGGCCUCAGAGCCCCGUCUUCCCAAGAAGCCCAGCCCUGCCCCCUCCCCCGGGAAGAUCAUCGAUCCGCAGCAGCCCCGUCUUCUCAGAGACGCACCGAGGAGCCGCCGAGCGAAGUCACGGCUCUUCUUCGAGUCCGGUGUUCGGCAGCAGUGGACGAAAGCUCAGUGAUGACGAGCCGAAGACGUCUGCGGUUCCUUCAGAGGUCGGAAGGUCAAACAGAGAAGUGAGUCGAGCCGUCUGCGAGGAAUCAUCUCAGAGGCCGACGCAGUCCUGCGACACUGACCCUCAUCAGGACGACGUCAGGUUGAACACGAUCUCCGUGGUGUCUCCGUCAGAUGAUUCACAGGAAACACCUGAAGACUUGAACGCAGCAGAGACGGAGCUGACCAGCGACAUGGUGCUCGUCUGGUCUGACAAGGACGAGGACAUCACGCCGGCAUGUUCUCCGAGCCCGGUCUUCUCAGAGGAGAGAGGUGCUGGUCUGGCAGAUGUUCAGGUUUCAUCCCUGAACCACGACACAGCAGCUUCUCCAGGAGCAGAGUGGAGGAGCAGCUCCACAGAGGAGGAGCUCCAGCCAGUCGAGGGGGCGUGUGCUCCGCCUGCAGUCGGGCCGACGGUUCACUACUACUGGGGGGUUCCCUUCUGUCCCCGAGGCCUGGACCCAGACGCCUACACACAGGUGAUCCUGGCUCAGAUGGACGUUUACGACAAGAGUCUGAAACAGGCUCAGAGGCGUCUGCUGAGGAAGGCGCCGUGGGGGGGCGCCAUCCUGCCACAGCCUGAGAAAUCUCCUUCACCUGAGCCGUCUGCUGAGUCGCCUCAACGUCUUGUUCCUCGAAGACGAGGUCUCAGAUUGAAGAAGAACAACCAGAGUGAAGAGUCUCCUCCAGCUGAGGAAGAGGAGGAGGGUGGAGAGCAGCGGGAUGGGGAGGCAGAGAAGGAGACAGAGGGAGGAGAAGGUGAAGAAGGACGGAUGGAUACUGACGACUGUGAUGUUUGUCCAGAAACUCAACUGAGUAACAACGAUGACGACGAAACACAAGUUCUGACGAUUGACUCCGGGACCGAGCUUCAACCUGAAAGUCCUGAUCUCCCCGUGGUCCAGAAGAUUCCUCGAGACGAUUCUCCAGCUGUGGUCGAGCCGCCGCAGGAGGAGGAGGAGGAGAUGGAGGUGGACGCGGAAGUUUGUGGAACAAUGGAGGGAAACAUCCCUGUCGGCGGCGGUGAUGCUGCACACAAGAAAGGAGAGGACAUGAAAGAGGACGACGUGGAUCCAGAGGUGGACGAGAUAAAAGUCAGAGGGCUGCAAAGGCCGACGUCUCCGGAAGUGGAUCCCGCCGCCAUCGCUCCGAGUCCUGAAGCCAGCGUGGACUGUCCCAUCUGCCAGGGAUCCUUCCCGGUGACAAAGAUCGAGUGGCACGCAGCGUACUGUGACGGAGAGGUGGCUGUCCUGGACGAGAGGGCGCCUGAAGUGUCGUCGAAGCCUCGAAGGAAGCGACGAAGAGCAGAGGUCGCAGAAGCUGAAGAGACAAACGACUCCGUCAACAGCAGGAACCAAGAGAAAUGCUUCAUCUGUCAGAAAAACGUUCCUCUGAGAGAAUACACCCGACACACCGAGCUGUGCAUCCACCGCCGACCACCGAAGCCUGACACGAGAGGAAAUCUGCUCUCAGCUCUGGAACAAACAGAAAACAGAGGAUCGGAAGCCGGGCCGUCAGGAACCAGAAUCCAGCCGGGAGAGGUCAUCGACCUGCGGGAUGACGACGACGACGACGACGAUGAAGAGGAGGAAGGCGUACGAGCGUUGAGCAUCAGCAACUCUCCCAUCAGAUCCUUCACUCCCAUCUCCGAGGCCGCCGGCUGCCUCAUCGACUUCAGGAGGCAGCAGCGAGCCAAGAAGCCGAGCCACAGACGGAGAUGAGGACGAGCCUCGAGAGGACAAGCGUCUCCGGGACGGCGGCGCUGACUGAAAACAUCAGAAACCAGAGCCUUAAGUAAAACCUGCAGAUUCAUCAGGUCAGACGAGAUGUUACAAUGAAAGAGGAGAGACUUUUCCCCCCGGUGGAUUUUUAGCAGGUGAACGUCUCAAUGUGCGAAAAUCUCAUUUCCUGUGCCACUCCCAGUUUUUUAUGUUUCCUUCCUGCGUUGAAGAUGUUUCUGUCUACCUCCGUCUGUCCAACACAACGAACCGCAAACCACUCUGAUCUGAAAUGUCUCCACGACGUCUGAGCAGAUUUACAUGCUCCCAAUCCUCUGACUUUAUCACAAAGAUACAGUUGUCUUAUCAAACGGCGUGGACCAGUUUUUAAAAUCAUCCUCCGGCCAAAACCCAGCGGGAUGUUUUCGCACUGACGAGAAACUUUUCACUGUACACGUUGUUUGCUCUUCUCGUUUUCUGUCUUUGACUUCAAACCUGUAUCUGCACUUUAGACUGAAUUUGCCAGUUGUUUGACUCAGCAGAAGUAAAGUCACUGUGAUGCACUGAAACAAACACGUUGACUCAUUAAUGGACGACAUCUCACAACACUGCACCAGCUCGGUAUCUUUCUUGACGCGGACGAACUUCUGUGUCGUCACAUCUCGGCUUCAAACGGUCGACCUGAGGUUUCCUGUGAGGCUUUGAAAACGACGUGAAGUUUCAUCAGACUCUGUCACAACGUUCGGUUUCAUCAACUGCGUCAAAGACAACGAAACGAAUAUGAAGAACAAUCAUCAGAGUUCAGAUUAAAUCUGAACCUUCGUUUACCUCAGGACUGAAUGUGGGACACACUCAGACCAGGACAGAAGUAUUUGGACACUUGGAGCUGCAGGAAUAAAAUCACAGAUGGACAUUAGUGUCUCAGCUCUUCCUGUAAAUCAAACACUGCUCAGUCAGAAAAUAACACUUUCAGAUAAUUAAAAGGAAAGAUAAAGAUGUACUGGAUAUUGUCCUGUGACCUGCAGUCAGUAGUUUUAACAGAGAAACAUCUUCCUCUGCAGACAGUUGAUUUAUUUAUUCAGAAAAGUGAUUCGAUCAAAAGUUCAGGACAAAAAUAAAAACACUCUCGUUU